This is a messenger RNA of Asparagus officinalis (garden asparagus), 3381 nucleotides long. RefSeq names its product cycloartenol synthase-like. The record is from RefSeq and is a predicted model, not a curated record. Gene Ontology annotation, molecular function: intramolecular transferase activity. Gene Ontology annotation, cellular component: lipid droplet. The transcript has 19 exons. Gene Ontology annotation, biological process: triterpenoid biosynthetic process. The coding region runs from base 149 to 2452 and encodes 767 amino acids. Lineage: Eukaryota; Viridiplantae; Streptophyta; Magnoliopsida; Asparagales; Asparagaceae.
AGUCGGCCCCACUUAGGGUCUCAACUUCAAUUUUCUCUUCCGGCGCCGCCACAAGGGCAGGAAAAACUAUCUCAAAUACAGCGCCGCUUCUCUUCUGAUAAUAUCUACACCAUUGUACGGACCAGGCUGAAGAUAUCUGAAAAGCAAAAUGUGGAAGCUUAACAUUGGUGAAGGAGGCCCAUGUCUCAAGAGUCGAUAUGAUUUCAUAGGAAGACAAGUGUGGGAGUUUGAUCCAAAACUUGGAUCCCUUGAAGAGCGAGAGGCUGUAGAAAGGGCUCGACAAGAAUUUCGGAGGCAUAGGUUUCAGAAAAAACAAGCAUCAGACUUGCUAAUGCGGAUGCAGUUUGCAAAAGAGAAUAAUCAUGAUGAUACAAAUCUACCGCAAGUGAAACUCAAAGAAGAUCAGGAAAUUUCCGAAGAGGCCGUCAGAACUACAUUGAGAAGAGCUAUUGGCUAUUUCUCAACCAUUCAGGCACAUGAUGGGCAUUGGCCAGCAGACUUUCCAGGACCCUUAUUUCUAACUCCGACCUUGGUCAUUGCUUUAUAUGUUACUGGAGCAGUAAACAGUGCUUUUUCAGCAGAGCACCAGGAGGAGUUAUGCCGCUACAUCUACAACCAUCAGAAUGAAGAUGGAGGUUGGGGUUUCCACACAGAGGGUCUAAGCGUCAUGUUUAGCACUGCUCUAUGCUACACAGCAUUGAGGCUACUCGGUGAGGAGGUUGAUUACAACGAAGAUGGAGCUAUGGUGAAAGGGAGAAAUUGGAUACAUGACCACGGAGGGGUAACAGCUAUACCAACUUGGGGGAAAAUGUGGCUUUCAGUACUUGGAGUGUUCGAAUGGUCGGGAGUAAAUCCCAUACCACCGGAGCUUUUUAUCUUUCCAACCAUUCUUCCCAUUCAUCCAGGGAGGUUCUGGUGUCAUUUUAGACUGGCAUAUCUACCUAUGUCUUAUUUAUACGGGAAGAAGUUUGUCGGUCCGGUUACAAGCACCGUUCUGUCGCUGAGAGAGGAGCUGCACAAUCAUCCUUACCAUGACAUUGACUGGAAUCUGGCACGUAACCUGUGUGCAAAGGAAGACCUCUAUUACCCUCAUCCUCUCGCACAAGAUGUUCUUUGGGAAUGCCUACAUAGAAUUGGUGAGCCACUUCUGAGACGCUGGCCUCUUUGUAAAUUGAGAGAGAGGGCUCUGCAAGCCAUUAUGGAGUAUAUACACUACGAAGAUGAGAACUCUGUAUAUAUUUGUGUUGGGGCUGCACAAAAGGUUUUAUGUAUGCUCUGCUGUUGGGUGGAAGAUCCAAGUUCAGAUUCAUUUAAGCUCCAUCUUGCGAGAAUACCUGAUUAUUUGUGGACCGCGGAGGACGGCAUGAAAAUGCAGGGUUGUGGAAGUCAGCUAUGGGAUGCCGUACUUGCGGUCCAAGCAAUUUUGUCGAGCAUGCUUGUAGAGGAAUAUGGGACUACUCUAAUGAAAGCACAUGAAUUCAUAAAACUCUCACAGAUUCUGGAGAACCCUUCUGGCGACUUCAGGCGUCGGCACCGUCACAUCUCCAAAGGGGGGUGGGCUUUCACAAUUCCAGAUCAUGGAUGGCCAGUAUCUGACUGCACAGCUGAGGCUCUUAAGGCUGCACUGCUAUUAUCAAGGAUUUCACCGAAUAUAGUGGGACAGCCAAUGGCGACCGAGCAAUUAAACAAUGCCCUAAACAUUAUUCUUUCUCUGCAGAAUAGGAACGGGGGAUUCUCUACAUGGGAGUUAACACGUACAUAUCAGUGGAUAGAGUUUUUCAAUGCUUCGGAGUUCUUUGCAGACAUUGUUCUUGAGUAUCAGUAUGUCGAGUGCACUUCGUCAGCCAUACAGGCAUUGGCAUUAUUUAAGGAAAUCUACCCUGGAUAUCGAACAGAAGAAGUAGAAAGUUGCAUACAAAGAGGAAUGAAAUUUAUAGAAAAUAAACAAGAGGACGAUGGUUCAUGGUAUGGUUCAUGGGGAAUAUGCUACACUUACGGCACAUGGUUCGGAGUGGAGGGUCUUGUAGCGAGUGGGAAGACCUACGACACGAGUUCCAGCAUCCGUAGAGCUUGCCACUUUUUAUUGUCAAAGCAAUUAGCAUCCGGUGGUUGGGGGGAGAGCUAUCUUUCAUCAAAAAACAAGGUGUAUACAAAUCUAGAUGGUAACUGCUCGCAUCUCGUAAAUACUGCAUGGGCAAUGCUAGCUCUUGUGAAAUCUGGCCAGGUUGCCAGAGAUCCUGCACCUUUGCAUCGUGCAGCAAAAUUCCUCAUAAAUACGCAACAAGAAAACGGGGAUUUCCCUCAACAGGAAAUGCUGGGAAGCCUUGGCAAGAAUGGGGUGUUGAACUAUGCAUCGUAUAGGAAUAUAUUCCCAAUAUGGGCUCUUGGAGAGUAUCGGAAGCAUCUUCUAUGGAAUUCCAAUACUUCCGCAGUUGAUAACAUUCGUGUAUAAGAGCAUCAGCACCAUUAUGGUUCAAACUUAAGCUAUUGUUAUUUGGUCAAACAAAGAAGAACUUGAUAGAUUACAACUACCGUUGAGCCAAGUCUGUUGCAUGAACUAUGCACCUCCGCUGAAAACACCUACAAUUUGAAUGCAGCGAAUAUGAGAUGAAAUCUAUAUUUUUUCGGCUUGAGGAUGAAUCAAUCACUUUGGCAUAUAGUCAUUGGUGGGAGGAACACUAUAUUCUCGCCAGGCAUCUCAUCAGUAAUUACCUACUUUCAUGAUCAUAAAUAUGCAAAAUCACAACAGGUUUUUUCUUCCAAAAAACAUGACAUCAAUCUGCUUUCAAAAACAAGAUAAAACAUAGAUGAAAGAGAAAAAUGUUUCCCCAUCAUAACUUAAGCCUUCAGAAACCGCCAGCAUGUGAUGGGCUGUUCUGAGCCAUUCGAUGGAAAAAGUUGGUGGCAGAAUUCAGGGGCAAAAUGGGGCCCACACCCACUCCCAUUGCCCAGACGUGCAGUUAUGAUAGUAUUCAUAGUGAAAUCAUUGAGGCAAGUUAGUAAGGUAUUAGAAUGGUACUAGCAGGAGAGUAAUGAUACAUGUCGUAUGAGAUGAGAAGUGCUGUAAAACGAGCCUUGGAAUGAAUCAUGUUCCAAGAUAUUUCGGAAUUAUGAUGAAUCAUCUGCCUAGGAGGAUAAACAUAGCAUGAAGAAAAGAAGAAAGUUUGCAGGAUUCUGUAAAAAUCCAAGUCCUGCAUGAGGAUGGCAUCUAAAAGAAGAAAAGCAUGUGUCCUCUUUCAUGUCGAAAUCUGCAAAUAAUACCUAAAAGAGCACAUGCUACAAAGAGGGCUACUUUUGUAAACAUUAAAAUGCCAGGUACAUUGUAAGGAUAUCCUGAUAAAGUAGACAUAAAGGAGAUGGUGUACGCAUACUGAAGUGCCA